Molecule: messenger RNA, 3643 nt
Organism: Pectinophora gossypiella (pink bollworm)
Lineage: Eukaryota; Metazoa; Arthropoda; Insecta; Lepidoptera; Gelechiidae
Gene: Parp1
Product: poly [ADP-ribose] polymerase
Exons: 20
Coding region: 91-3084 (997 amino acids)
Cellular component (GO): nucleus
Molecular function (GO): NAD binding; zinc ion binding; NAD+ poly-ADP-ribosyltransferase activity
Source: RefSeq, a predicted model, not a curated record
CCGACACCGGCAGCGCGCGCUUGUUUGGGAUUUUGGAAUCUACGUUGCGGCCCACAUUUUCCUUUGUAUACUAUUUGGCCAUUAUCUGCAAUGGACGAAUUACCGUUUCAGGUGGAAUAUGCGAAGUCUGGAAGAGCAUCUUGUAAAGGAUGUAAGCAGAAAAUAGAUCAAGGGUGUCUUCGUAUUGCUGUGAUGGUGCAGUCUGCGUUUUAUGAUGGGAAACAACCGAAUUGGCACCAUGAAGACUGUUUCUUCCAAAGACAGCGUGUUCAGUGCGUCAGCGACAUUGCGAAUUUUAACAAACUAAAAAAUGCAGAUAAAGACAGGAUCAAAAAAACAAUAGAAAGUAAUGUCGGAGUGGUAUUACCAGUUGAGAAAGGGAAGGGAAAGAAGAAGAGAGCUGCCGAGAGCAGCAGCAACACUGCUCUUAAGGACUUCAAAGUGGAGUACUCCAAGUCCAGCAGGGCUACCUGCAAACACUGUGAUAUUAAAAUUUGCAAGGAUGAAAUCCGCGUUUGCAAGAUAAUGUAUGAUACAGAAGUAGGUAUGAAGUAUGGUGGGCAACCGUUUUGGCACCACGUGCAAUGUUUCAAUGAGGAGAGAGACACUCUCGGCUAUAUGGCCGGUGGAGAGGACUUGCCCGGCUUUAACCUUCUCAAGAAAGAUGACCAGAAGAUUGUCAAAGAAGCAAUCAAACCUAAAUCACUCAAUGAAAUACCAAUAAAGAAGUUGAAAGCGGAACCAAAAGAUGAAGAAGAAAUUAAGAAGGAGAAAGAUCAUGAAAAGCAGUUGGAGAAACAAAAUAAGCUGUACCAUAAAUACAGGAGUGCUCUAAGUGAAUUAAAGAAAGCUGAUUUACAUGAACUGCUUGAAUAUAACUCACAGGAAACAGCACCUGGAUUUGAUGAGUGUUUGGAUCAUCUGGCGGACUGCAUGGCUUUCGGAGUCCCAGAUCCGUGUCCCGAAUGCAAGGGUCAACUGAUUUUAGACACAUUUAAUUACAAGUGUACAGGUAACAUCAGCGAAUGGACAAAGUGUUCAUACAAAAUCAGGGAACCAACUAAGAAACCCUUCAAAGUACCAAAAGCUUACAAAGACGGGUCUAUAUUCAAGAAGUAUAAGAGCAAAGUUGCCACCAGGCUGUUCGACGCCGCGCCGCCGCCGCCGCAGAUCAUUAUCAAGAAGGAGGAACCUGUAGAAAAGAAGGACAUUAAAAUACCACCACUGAAGAACCUACAGUUCUUCAUUUACGGCAAAGUGAAGUCUAAGGAAGAUGUAAAGAAGAGGAUUUUGAAACUGGGCGGGCUUGUGGUCAGCAAGUUGACAGAGACCCUCGCUGCUGUCGUCUCUACAAAGAAAGAUAUAGAUAACAUGCCGCGGAAAAUGGCUGAGAUACAGGAAGAAGACAUUGAGGUGGUGGACGAAUCUUUCCUGGACUUGAUAGACCCAGAUACAGGGACCGUUGCAAAGACAUUGGAGCUCAUUAAGCUCCACAAUAUUGCAGAUUGGGGCUCUGACCCAGCAAAGAGAGUACCACAAGACGUCAUCGACGGAAAGUCUAUCCCUAAGUCCGGCAGCUUGUAUGUAAAAUCUCAGAAGUCUACAACAACCAAGCUGAAGAUCAAAGGCGGCACAGCAAUCGACCCGGAUUCAGGCUUGGAGGACGAAGCGCACGUGUACAAAGACAUGCAUGAUGGCACCAUGUAUACCGUGGUGCUCUGCAAGACUGAUGUGAUCGCGCAGAAGAACUCUUACUAUAAGCUGCAACUUCUAGAAGCUGAUAAUAGGAAGAAGUACUGGCUGUUCCGAUCGUGGGGUAGGAUCGGAACUACGAUCGGUGGUCAUAAACUGGAGGACUGCAAAUCCCUGGACGAUGCCAUGAAGAGAUUCGAAGACUUAUACAUGGAGAAGACCGAAAACCCUUGGGAAUGCAGGGACGAUUUUAUGAAGGUCCCGAAUGCCUACUACCCAAUAGAAGUAGACUAUGGUGAUGACCCUGCCGACGUGAAGCAAGAACUAAAGGUGGAUGAGAAGUGCAAGCUGCCUCUCCCAGUGCAAAGACUCGUCGUGAAGAUAUUCGACAUCAACAUUAUGAAGAAAACACUGCUUGAAUUCGAGCUUGACACUGAAAAGAUGCCCCUGGGCAAGCUGUCCAAGAAACAAAUUAAAUCAGGAUACAAAGUGCUGACUGAACUGCUAGCGUACAUUGAAACGGGAAAAGCCAGUGAGAGCAAAAUUAUUGAUGCAACCAACAGAUUCUUCACCACGGUUCCUCAUGACUUCGGCGUGAACAACGCACCUUUGCUAAAUAACGUGGAGGCUAUAAAGAAGAAGGCUGAAAUGUUAGAUAACCUGAUGGAAAUUGAAAUCGCCUACAGCUUGCUGAAGACUGACUCGGACGACGCGACGAUCCCAGUGGAGGCGCACUACACGAAGCUGAAGGCGCACAUAGAGCCGAUGGACAGAAACAGCGAAGAGUUCAAGCUCAUAUCGGAAUACACCAAGAAUACUCACGCCGCCACCCACUCCAGUUACACACUUGAAAUUGAAGAGGUAUUCAAAGUGGUGCGUGAGGGAGAAGACAAACGCUACAAGCCAUUCAAGAAGCUCCACAAUCGUCGUCUCUUGUGGCACGGCUCGCGAGUUACCAAUUUCGCUGGUAUUCUCUCCCAAGGUCUCCGCAUAGCGCCUCCCGAGGCCCCAGUGACAGGUUACAUGUUCGGCAAGGGCAUCUACUUCGCGGACAUGGUAUCCAAAUCAGCCAAUUAUUGUUGCACGAAUAAGAGCAAUCCCACCGGUAUCAUGCUGCUGUGUGAAGUCGCCCUUGGUGACAUGAGGGAAUGCCGGCAAUCUGAGAUGAUCACCAAGUUACCAGCUGGUCAACAUUCCACAUGGGGUAUCGGCCGGACACAACCGGACCCUAAAAUGAACAGGGUUCUCGACGACGGGACUAUCGUGCCUCUAGGCAAACCCGUCCAGAACAAAGGCCAGACUUCUCUGUUGUACAACGAGUUCAUCGUGUACGACGUGGCGCAGGUUAACGUCAAGUACCUAUUGCAGAUGAGGUUCAACCACAUGUAUUAAGCGCAGCUAUAAUUAAUACAAGUUAUCAAAAUAAUAUUGUGCUUCUUGUGUAUUCCAAUAGUUAAUUAAUUCCAUUAGUUAUAGGUAUUUUCGUGCAUCUACGGGUUUUUUUACAGCAACGUCGUAAAUGAUAGAAAUCGGCACAUUUUGCUUACUGACCCCUACUUUUAAUUAUUCUGUUGAAUUGUUAAUAUUUAUGUUUUUAAUUUCUUUAAUAUUGUGAUUAUGAUGACAUUGAUUGUUUACUAUUCCUUGCGAUAAGAUUGUUUUGUAGUGUUUAUAAUUAAAAGCUUCGUCAGUAUGAAAGUCACUUCCUUUGCUUUAAAUAAAAAAGACGAACUAUAAUAUAAAGUGAUUCGGCGUUUUAUGCCUUCUAUGUAAUUAAUCUAAAAUUGUUAGUUGCAUAAAUAUUUUUCAUUAUGCUGAUUUUUUAAAAUUACCUUGUUCAAUAUUCUCUCAUAGAGUGAAGUUAAUACUGUUGUUGAAAUGAUUAAAUCAUACGAAUGGCUGUUACGCUUUAUUAUGUAUGCGAAUGAUUAUAUUUUCUCAUUAUACAUCA